CGGCGCUUAAUCCGAAAUAAAAGAAAAGAUCAGCGUUCACUCGCCUCUUUUCUUUAUUCCUCGUCUAAUCUUCUGUACUAUCACAGCCUGUUGUGACAAAUUCCGAGUUGGCGAGUGGUGCUCCAGGGACAAGGAAAGGGGGAGAUCUCAGCAACCUGUUUCUUUCCCCAUUCCUCUUUCUUAUCCUAAGCAGGCAGACACAUCCAUGAUCUGAUGAUCAACUCCGAAAUGCGAUGAAGAUCUUCCUCGAGAUCUUGUCGUCCCAGGGAAGACACAGACUAUUUAUCUGGUGACAGAGUUAAAACCAAUGGCUCCAAGAACAAGCGCUGGUAAACCAUGGAGAACUCAGCAGUUCUCUGCUCUGCUAUCUUCAGUAGUCCUUGAAUGGGUUUUGAUGCUUCUACUGCUGCUUGAGGGGCUACUCUCCUACCUGGUGACGACAUUUGUGCGCCUUUGCAAGCUGCAACCCCCAUGCCCAAUGUGCACAAGGCUCGAUCAUGUCUUGGGCAAGGCGCAUCCGGGCUUCUACCGUGACCUCAUGUGCAGUACGCACAAGGCAGAAGCAUCAUCGUGGGCAUUUUGCCACAAUCACCAAAAGCUUGCCGAUGUCCACAGCAUGUGUGAGGCCUGCCUUCUUUCGUUUGCUGCUGACAAGAAGUCGAACCUGGAGACGUACCAGUCCUUGGUAGGGAAACUCAGUAUCAGGAUCGGCAACACGGGUUGCAGGAAUAACUUCAGUUUGAGGACUGAUGCUACUGAAGCACCAGUCCUGAAGGAGGAUAUUGUAUGCUCAUGUUGCUCGAGGCCACUGAAGGUGAAAUCAUAUCCUUCUGUGGUUCUUCAGAGCAAAGCUUGUGGCAUUGAUGUUGAGGAGAUCUCUAGAGAUGUUUCAAAAUAUCAAUGUAUCGAUGAGAUCAAUUAUGUCGCGUACAGCGAGCUGAAGACCUCUGACUGUGAAUCAGAACCCUGGCAUCGCGGUUGUGAUCCUAGAAGUUUGCUGGAUGAUGCCACCGAUAAUUCUACGGAAGACUUUACUUUUGGUCAUCCACAAAUAAAGAUUGGAGAUGGCAAUCCUUCAGAUGACAAUGCCCAGGAGAACGUACGUGAGCAGUCUGAGUCGAUACCAGUCCAGAAUGGUGGUGCCAACAAAAAGACUUUUGAAGAUUCAGGAGAGUUGUGCAAGAUCCAAGCUAAUGAAAAAGCAAACAUUCAGUCAACUGAUGGUCCCAGCAAAGGUGAUCAGCAAAUUACUGAAGAUUCUGACACAAGAGUAGAUAAAUCAGAAGAUGAUGUUUGGCACAAUGCUCUUAGUUCUACUGAGGAUUCAUCAGGAGUUGCUAAAUCAGCUGAAACAGACGCCAUGCCAAUUGAAAUGAAAGCUGAUUUUUCUCAGGGAACCACAAGGAAGAAUUCUUUGAAAGUUCAUGAAGAUUUGAAGCUACUGCUGUCACAGGUUUCUACUUCACAGGCACCUGACAUUGAUAGUCAUACUGUACAGGACCAAGGCGAACAAGCUAUACAUCACAAUAUCAAUAGAGCAAUCUCCCUUGAGAGGAAUUACUCGGGUAUUUCCGAGAGCAUGGUCAACGAAUUUGAAGGAGAGUGUACAGUUGACCAGCUGAAGCGGCAAAUAGAAUUGGACCGUAAGUCGAUAAGCCGUCUUUGGAAGGAGCUGGAGGAAGAAAGAAAUGCUUCAGCUGUCGCGGCGAACCAAACAAUGGCCAUGAUCACUAGACUGCAGGAAGAGAAGGCAGCAAUGCAGAUGGAAGCCCAGCAGUACCAAAGGAUGAUGGAAGAGCAAAGCGAGUACGACCGCGAGGACCAUCAGAAGAUGGCUGAAAUGGUCCGGACGCUUCAAGCUGAGGUCGAAAGCUACAAGAUGAAACUCAGAGAUCAGUUGCUCGUCGAUGAAAUACGCGACCACAUGCGCCUUUCAUGUCUAAAAGAACACGAGUCUAGCAUACCCGGAACGACUAAAUCACUUUCCGGUUUUGAGGACGAGAAGGCAUACAUCUCAAAACGCUUGAGGAAGCUAAGACAGAAGCUUCAGGAAUUCUCGAACAACAGCAAUCACAUUCCAUUGCCAGAUAGUGAUGACAAACAAGAUUCAGUUGAUGACACAAACAGUGACGAUGCUUACGAAGAUGGCGAAACAGAUAAUCUGGCAUCCCACAAGCAUAUAGGAAGAAAUGGCAAUAGCUUCAGAGACUUGACACAUGGUAAAGAUGAUCCGAAGGGGCAGUACCACGCCAUGGUCAGUGCGAACGACUUGGCUUGUUUUGAAGAUGAGAUUUCUGAAGUCAGUGGAAGGCUGAUGGCGCUGGAAGCAGACCGGAGCUUCCUGGAGCACAGCGUGAACUCGCUGAGAAAUGGCAAGGAAGGCGAGGAGCUGAUCCGCGAAAUAGCUGGCAGCCUCAGAGAGCUCCGGAAGAUGGGGAUCACUUGGAAGGAAUACGAUUAGCUGAAGCUACACUGCUUCAGUGGUGGCGACUAUUGUAGCAGAGUGUGUAAACAAUGAUGAACUGAUUAUAGCGGAGCAUAUGCAUACGGUUGGUGUCAGCCUGCCAUCUGGCUGUAAUUGCGGGUGCAAUUGCAAGUAUAGGAAUGCAAUUUCGUAUGUUCUUAUAAACACAUGGCUUAUCUCGAUUGUCUAUCCCUCCUGCCGGAUACUUAUCGAUCCGUUGCUUCUCUUAUUUAUCUUUUUUUUUUCACCAACAUCCUCGGCACGAAUCUUAGCCUAAAUGAACGGUUAAAUCAGAGAUGCAUCUUCCUGCCCUAUUGGAACAACCAAACACGUCUGAUCCAAAAAUUUCUAACGCGAGUUGACCCAUAUUUUGAUACAUGAAUGCUGCAUUCC
Molecule: messenger RNA, 2857 nt
Organism: Phragmites australis (common reed)
Lineage: Eukaryota; Viridiplantae; Streptophyta; Magnoliopsida; Poales; Poaceae
Product: probable myosin-binding protein 5
Exons: 5
Coding region: 308-2461 (717 amino acids)
Molecular function (GO): myosin binding
Source: RefSeq, a predicted model, not a curated record